AUGAAAAUAAAAGAUAAAAUUCUGUUUUUUAUUAGUUUAGGUUCGAUUAUUCAGUUGAUAUCAUGCAAUUCAAUCAAAACCAUCAAGCCACAAAUUGUAAAAUAUGAAUUUCAUCAACUCUCAAAAUUCGGAUACAGCUUCUUUUAUCAAUUAAGUGACGGACAUAUAAGGAAUGAAACUGGAUUAUUUGAUGAUAAGGCAGGAAUUUUAAGAGUGACUGGGAUUUACAGCUACAUUGAUGAGGAUCAGAAUAAACAUUUAGUAAGAUAUAGUGCGGAUGAGAAUGGAUUCGUCACUAAUGAUGAUACUGAAGAUAUUGAAGCAGACAUAUCAAUAAAUCAACCGAUGGAAAUUUCCUCAGCUGCUGUUGCCACCUUGUCUGGUUAA
Messenger RNA from Chironomus riparius, 387 nucleotides. The record is from the annotation of a GenBank genome assembly. NCBI's taxonomy places the organism in Eukaryota, Metazoa, Arthropoda, Insecta, Diptera, Chironomidae.